UGAUGAAACUGUCAAACCACUUUUUCCCUCUGCUCUUUUAAAGACCACUGUCACCUCACCCCCUCACUAUCUCUGUGCCUGCUUUUUUGACUUUUAAACGCAAAGCACUGAUAUUCAUGCUCACAGUCAGUUUCACAACUGCAGCGUGAACAGGCAAGACAAAGGAUAAACCAUCAGUUUGCAUCCACUACCCAACUUAACAGCAACAUGUUUCUGUUGAAUAUUUGCCUCUAUUCCAGCCUCGUGCUGUCCCUCCCUCAGUGUACGUAUCAAUCAUGCGUAGAGGGGACACCCAGACAGUGCCUGGAUGCAGAAUUUGCUCCAGGUACCAAUUUGGCUGGUGAAGGCUUUGAUAUCACCAAAAUGGAACGUAAAGGAGCCUUUGUUCUCGACAUGAAUCAGUGGAAACACAAGGACAAAACGUGCACCCUUUGUAGCAACCCCUAUCUGGAAAACAAAAAGCAAAAGCUCCCCUUGUCAGUGGUGGACUGGAGACCAAAGCAGUCCUGCAGCAUGAAAGUGGCCAGUACACUCCACCGAUCCAGUGAGUCUGUGGUCAGUUCCAGCACCUCUUCUGUGGAAAACAACUGGCAGGUCAAUCUAGAUGUUAAUGUGGGUGAAAAAGGCGGCUCAGUGAUGCUAGCUGGUACCCAUUCUAAAUUGGCUGAUUACUCCAUGGAAAGAACAAAGAAUGACAAGUUCAGCUUCACAAGCCACAGCAUGUCCUGUGAGUUCUACAGCUACAGAGUGACCGGCACUCCCAAGUUGCACAGAGAAUUUCAAAAAGCAGUGAAACAGCUCCCCAAAAUCUACAGCCCUGAAUACAAGAAACGAUUUUACAAACUGAUUGACAACUUUGGCACCCAUUAUGUUACCAAGGUGAAAUUGGGAGGAAGUGUUCUAUCUGUGACCAGCAUCAGGCAGUGCCAGGCCAGCCUGCAGGGCCUCAGCCUGGAGGAGGUAGAAAUGUGCCUGGAAGUUGAGGCGUCCGCCAGCAUUAAAGCUACAAUAAAAACUCAAGCAAAACACUGCCAGAAGGACAUUAACAAGAUGGAAAGUAAGACAUCCUUCUCCAGCCUCUUCAAUGAUAGGUUCACAGAAAUAAAAGGGGGUUAUACCACUGAGCCAGACCUUCUUUUCUCUGCCGACAAAGAUCCAUCAGCCUACAAAGAAUGGCUUAACUCACUACCACAGAACCCAGACAUAGUCUCAUAUUCCCUGGAUUCGCUUCACGAAUUACUGCCUACUAACACCCCUGUCCGUAAGAACCUGCGCUCAGCCAUUAGCCAUUAUAUCCUGGAGAAAGGCUUGUGGAAGAACUGCACUGACCGCUGUCAGGCUGGCAUCAAGAGCGACCCAAGGGAUACCUGUGUCUGCCAAUGCCACAAUGACCCUGCUGUAAACCAAGACUGCUGCCCGACCCGGAAGGGCAUGGCACGGGUCAUCAUAACUGUACAACGGGCUUCUGGUCUUUGGGGAGACCACACCACAGCCACGGAUGGCUACGUGAAGGUGUCCUUCAACGGGCAGAUGGUCCAACGUUCUCCUGUCAUUCACAACAACAACUACCCACGCUGGGCCAUGGUCGUCGACCUAGGCCCCCAGGAUUUGUCAGCGGGAAGUAAAGUGAGAUUUGAAGUGUGGGAUCAGGACAACAACUGGGACGACGACCUGUUGGGAGAAUGUGAGCAGGUCCUCUCUGCUGGAGUCAAGGAGGAUCUCUGUAACCUGCAACAUGGCCAACUAUUCUACAAAUGGGAGGUGAAAUGUGCUCCGAGUCUGAGCGGAGAUUUAUGCAAGGACUAUAAACCUUCGCCUAUGAGUCAAAGUCUGAAGAGGAUGUAUGUGUCCCGUCAUGCACAUCCUGUUCCAAAGGCCAUCCUCUUAGAGAUGGGUGUGUUUGUGGAUGAAACCAGCUCACAGAAAAACCUGAGUCUUAUUGCCCAGACUCAAAAGUUUGAUAUGAUAUAACAGCCAUGCUUGGCUUUACUGAGGCUUAUAUUCAAGGUGUAAGCAACUGUAUUUAGUGUAUUGACGCGUGUAAUCUAAGCAAAAGGCAUCAUCCAUAACUGUCAUCCCUUAUUAAAUCUCUACUGAUCAAUAAAGAUGAGAGGUACAUCAGUUAGGGAAGAAUUGACAAAAUGUUGAGAAAGUGGCUGCAACUCAACAUCAGGAAAAUGUCCUUUUUAUGUCCUUUGUUGAUGUGAUAGAACACCCAUGUUUGGCUUUACGCAUGCUUACAUAGCAACAUUACUCUUUUUAUUAAGGUUAAUUGAAGCAAAACACUUUAUCCAUCCUUUAUUAAAUAUCUACUGAUCACAAUGAAUGAGAAGUAUGUUGGUUGGGGAGAAGGUAUAAUGUGUUGACGGCUGCAACUCAAUUAUGGAAAAAAUGUCCUAAUACUUGGUAUGUUCACUUUGUUUGUUUUGUUUAAUUUACAUUUAAGUCUGCAGUUUACAAUUUCUGUACAUGUGUUUGACAGAGUAUUGUAUAGGCUUUCAGAAAUUAACAUCAGCAAAAGAUUCAGAUGACUGAAAUCUAUUGCUGUUUAAAUAUUCAAAAGAUGUAUAUUCAAAAUGUGAGGUGGGUUGGAUCAGGGUAGGACAAGGAUCGAUUUCAAAGGAUUUGCCCACGACCUGGGUUACUCCCAGCCAGGCCGGGACUAACUAUGUGAUUGGUUGAAAAUGACAGUGCAGCAGUCGUCACAGGUUGCCACACACUUUGAAAAAACAACAUCAAUUUUGUCACACUGUGCUUUAUGCUGGGAUUUCACCAUAGACUGUAUAAAACUAGGAUUUUCACAGGCAGCUUCAACAGCAGCAGAGCAGAGUGAUUCAAUUCUUUUUCAAACAGUCCACUGUCAGUGAGUGCCUGGAUCUUCACUAGUCUGCCUUUUGCAGAGCGGUAGCAGAGUUUUACAGGCAAAACUGCCAAAAGACGGGUUGAACAUUGUCAAACAACCCUGGCCCAACCCCGGUCAGUGGUGUGAAAGAGGUAUAAAUGUUCUUGCUUGAUUUAAUGCAGCUUUUACUUAUAAACUUAUUCAUGCCUUAUUUGCUGUAUAUCUUUUUAUUUACAGAUACAAAAAUAACAUGCUUCAAGAUUGUAUGUUUUGUGAUUGUGCAAUCACAUUGUAGCAUUUUAUUAUCUACUGUAUACAAACAUUUAUAAUAUCUACUAGUGUUUUAUGUAUUUAAAUUAAAUUUUGUGUUAUUGUUUAUUUGUAUCCAUAAUAAAAGCAUAAUAUCUGAA
This is a messenger RNA of Sander lucioperca (pikeperch), 3252 nucleotides long. Its product is annotated as perforin-1-like. The record is from RefSeq and is a predicted model, not a curated record. NCBI's taxonomy places the organism in Eukaryota, Metazoa, Chordata, Actinopteri, Perciformes, Percidae. The transcript has 5 exons. Bases 208 to 1971 code for a protein of 587 amino acids.